Molecule: messenger RNA, 1238 nt
Organism: Eruca vesicaria subsp. sativa (arugula)
Lineage: Eukaryota; Viridiplantae; Streptophyta; Magnoliopsida; Brassicales; Brassicaceae
Source: the annotation of a GenBank genome assembly
GCACAAUCCAAAACCAAAAUCGAAAGCAAUCGAAAGAAAAAGAGAGAGAGAAAUCGAAAAAUUCAUCUCCUAAGUUUUAAGUUUUCGGCGGCGGUUUGUAAGAUAAAAAAAAACUGCGGCGAAGCAAUGGUGUUUCCCGGCGAGGAAGAAGAAGAAGACUACACGACGACGACGGGACACGACAACAGACCGAAGAAGAAGAAACAAACUCUCCACAAUUUCUCGUUCACGGACUUGAAGUGGGGCGUUCAGCGUAAUCUAAGGUGCACGAAGAUCGAAUCCAACGGCGGCUCCGUCGUGGCCGUCGAUCAAAGACUCCGACGGCGAUCCUCGCCUCCCAAUCGGAGUCGAGGAUUGGAGACGGAGAACGACGGCGGAGAGGAAGGGAUCGAGGAGGAGAAGAGGAGCAAGAAAGAAGAGAGGGAGGUUUCUCCGCCGUGGAAUUUGAGGAAGAGGAGAGCGGCGUGCAAGGCUCCGGUUACAGAUUGCGGCGGGAAUCAGAAGAAGGAGGGAGGGUUGAGGAUUGGUGAGGGGGAGAAUGGAGUGAGGAGGGACAAGUUUGUGUCGACGCUGUUGACGAAAGAGGUGGAAGAUGAUUAUGUGAUGAUGGUGGGCCACCGGCCGCCGCGACGGCCCAAGAAACGUCACAGAAACGUUCAGAGACAGAUCAAUUCGUUGUAUCCAGCUUUUUAUUUUGGUGAAGUUACGGAAGAUAUCUACGAUGUACCAGACGCAGCCGAUAAUGGAAAGAAAUGAUGAUGAUGAUGAUGAUGAUGAUGAUGGAUGAAAGUCUUUAUUUUGCUGACUUGUGGAAUGUAUUGAAGUUGGGAGUGUGAUUAGAUCAGAAGAUGCUUUGAGUUUCUCAGUUUUGUUUCUUCAGCUAUUAGUUUUGGUUUUGGCUAAAUAACAUGUACAAAGCAGAUAUGGGUGAAGUUGAGUAGGUUCUUAUGUAAUCACAACAUACUCUUCUCGUCCAAUUAAUCAAUCAGCUAAGAACAGCCAAUAAUAAUAAGAAUCAAUAAAAGGAUGAACAUUUCACCAAAUCUUGCCUUUUUGUGACUAUCUAACCUCAAUAGGAUAAGACUAUUCCUUUGUCUUUCUGCUUAUUGAUUGAUGCGUUCCCUUUAGUUUUUCUGACUAUCCAAAUCCAACCGUGAUUGCCUAUAUAAUUCAUGAUCACUUUGUUACUACCGUGAUUCCAUUUUCGCACACAAAAUGAGUUGCGCGAGAGAGAAAAC